GUGUGUGCGCGUGCUUGUGUGAGAGAGAGAGGAAGAGAGAGGGAGAGUGUGCAUAAUGUGAAUAAUUCAGAAACAUACAAUUAAUUCAGGAUAAAUUGAAGCUGGGCAAAAUUGCAUAAAAAAACACACACACAAAUUAUAAUAACAAUUAUAGUUUAACGUUGAAAAUAUGAUAAUUACGAGCAUAUUGCAUUAAUGAGAGCUAUUUCCAACGCAAAUCAAGAGCAGCCAAGUCAACAAGCUAAGCAAAAAGAACUGUGUAAGCAAUGACAUCCAGCAACUGGUGAUAUUGCCACCAUCACCACAAGCACCUCAAAUCAACCGCAAAUAACUAAACAGCUCUAACAGCAACAUCAAUAAGGAUAGCACGCAGCCUGCAAGGCUCACUAAGGCUCCAACAAAAUGGCAAGCGACACACACAACAACUAUAGCAAGAACAGCAACAAUAACAACAAGAACAGCAACACAAACAACUUACACACAAAGUGGCGACAGGAUGGCAAACCUCAUCCUCUGGCACCCUCGCCAUUAGAUAUGUACUGGCUGCUGUUGAAUGUACUCCUGCUGCUGCUGCUGUUAGUGCUGCCUGGUGGCAUAGACGCGUUCUGCCCCUCAAAGUGUCAAUGUUUGGGCGGUGAUGCGAACAGUCGUGCCCUGUGCAUCGAUGCGGCACUGGAGGAUGUGCCCAUCCAGCUGAAUCCGGAGACAAAGUACAUUAAUCUGACACUGAAUCGCAUACGCAAUCUGGAGUUCACGCUGCCUUUCUACAUGAAACUGGAAGUGCUCGAUCUCUCGCAAAACAUCAUCGAGACGCUCGGAUCCAAGAACUUCGAGUAUCAGACGGAGCUGCGCACUCUAAAUUUGAGCAGGAAUCUGGUGAGUGCGUUGCACAAGCACGCUUUCAAGGGACUCACAAAUCUGCUGCUGCUCGACUUGAGCUACAAUCGCAUUGAGACAGUGCAUCCAACGGCACUCGGAGAUCUGGCUGCCCUCGUCGAGCUGGACUUGACCAACAACAAUAUUGUGAGUCUCGAGGAUAACUGUUUCAAGGGCAUGCCAUCGCUGGAGGUGCUCGUGUUUCGCAACAAUCGCCUGCUAGAUGUGCCCGCCACAAAUCUGUGGCAUUUACAUGCCCUGAAGAGUCUAGACAUGUCCGAUAAUCUUGUUGAGUUCGUGCGCAACGAUAGCUUUGAGGGCCUAAAGGAGCUUCUGGCAUUGAGUGUGCGUGGCAACGUGAUGAGCGAACUGGAUGCGGGCGCCUUUGAAGGACUCAUCUCGCUGAAACAUUUGGAUCUAUCGGAUAACAAUUUGACGAUGGUGCCCACACAGCAGCUCUCGAAACUUUCAAAUCUCACUUAUUUGAACUUGGGCGGCAAUCGUUUUGCCCACUUGCCCGCCGUCGCAUUUUUAAACUUGUUUCAUUUGCGCGAGUUGCAUUUGAGCCGCCUCGACUAUUUGCAGCGCAUCGAUUCGAGAGCCUUUGUGGACAAUACACACUUGCAGACACUGCAUUUGAACUACAAUCCCCAGCUGAGUGAUAUACCGAUGCGACUGUUCCAGGGCAAUCCCAAUAUACUGGAGGUGUACAUGCAAAGCAACAGCUUGCAGACUCUGUACUCGGCUCAGUUUCCGGUGGAUCAGUUACAGAAACUCUAUCUGGGCGAUAAUCCGUUGCAGUGCAACUGUUCGCUGCUCUGGCUCUGGCGUCUGGUGACUGGUAAUUUCGAGGGCUCCGAACCACCAAUGGAGCAUGUGCCGGGCGGAGCUGUAGCCGCCCUCGCCAAAGAGGCGUCGGCUCUGCGAGAGGAUGACGAUACCACAAUCAGAGCGGACGAUGGCGUGUCUGCCCUAGCAGCUUAUAUAGCCGAACAGCAUAUUGCGAAUGCCCUGCAAACCACCGAACCGAGCGCCUAUGAGCAGCGUUUGGAAGAAGCCUCCAGAUCCAGUUCGAGCAGCAGUUCUGGUUACCUGCGCAUGGACAAACAGCGGAUCGGUUGCGAUAUCUGGCGGGAUGCGAAGCGCACACGACGCCAGCUGCUGUCGAUGAGCGAGGGUGAGAUCACGUGUCCGGCGCACAUUGUGACCGUGGUGUGUGCCGUCAUCACCUGCCUGGUGGUGGUCACGAUUGGCUUCAGUGUGCUCUACUAUUUGCGCUUUGUGAAGCGACGACGCAAGCUGCUCCACGAGCGGGGACCGUUGAGGACGAGCAAGAGCAUCAUCAAUGUGCACGAUCGCAUCCUGCAGGGACACCACCAUCAGCCAGGCAUGAGCAUGACUUUGGGUGGGUCCGGUGUGGGUGGCAUGGGCAUGCCCCUCAACUAUCCACAUCAUGCGCAAACGUUGCAGGCGCAUCAUCAUUACCACCAGGCAAUGCCGCUGCAAUCGCAAGGUGGCGUUGGUCAUGAGUAUCAGCAGACGACGCUGCCGCAGCUGGACAAGCUGGAGCUGGAACGGUAUCUGGCGGCACAGACCAUUGCCAACGAGUAUCGAGCGCUCAAGCCGUGGGAGCUGCCCGUCAAGGAGGCGGACGAUGAGCCAGAGCAUCACUACGAGCGUUUCGAUCACUACGAUUAUCCCGAUACGCAUACCAUGACCAAGCUGAAGCAGGCGGCGGCGCUUCAGGGCAGCGCUCAAGCGGCUCAAGCUUCGGCAUCUACUGCUGCGAACACAAAGCCACAUGUUGUCUACGUAUGACGUGGACGCAGUAUUGGUUCUGGCAUUCAAAAGCAUCAGCAGCUGCAGCAGCAGCAGCAGGAGUCGAAGGAUCAGGACAUGGGCAUGGAGCUGAUGGGUUUGGGUCUGACGAAUAACAACUAUCGUAGCUAUGUGCAAUGUCAGAGCAAGGACUUUUGAAGACAGGGAUAUACGCAGCAGCAGCAGCUCAUCAAGUGAGAUUAGAUUCGUAUCUUUUGUGUUCUUAUGUGAGGUUAUAUUUAGCUACCUUUCUUUGGGUUGAGUUAGAGUUUUGAUAACUCGCAACAAAGUUGAACAAGCGUCAAAUGAAACAAGGGAUAUGUCUACGUGUAUAGCA
Drosophila grimshawi is the source of this 3031-nucleotide messenger RNA. RefSeq lists its product as uncharacterized. NCBI's taxonomy places the organism in Eukaryota, Metazoa, Arthropoda, Insecta, Diptera, Drosophilidae. Gene Ontology annotation, molecular function: protein binding. The record is from RefSeq and is a predicted model, not a curated record. Bases 403 to 2694 code for a protein of 763 amino acids. The transcript has 5 exons.